Messenger RNA from Penicillium soppii, 942 nucleotides. RefSeq names its product isoflavone reductase family protein. The transcript has a single exon. NCBI's taxonomy places the organism in Eukaryota, Fungi, Ascomycota, Eurotiomycetes, Eurotiales, Aspergillaceae. Bases 1 to 942 code for a protein of 313 amino acids. The record is from RefSeq and is a predicted model, not a curated record.
AUGACCCUCCCAGCACGACCAGUUGUUGCCAUUGCCGGAGCCACCGGCCAUCUAGGCCAGCAUGUUACAAACGCCUUCCUUUCCUCUGCGUUCCUAGACAAGUUCUCCGAGAUUGUCCUUCUCUCUAGAAAAGAGCCGAAUCUCCUUCAGCCCUCCGAUGUCCGAGCCGGUGUGAAAGUCACAACGCGAAGAUACAACGAAAACAACCUCGAAGAGGCCCUCCAAGGCGUUCAAAUCCUCGUCAAUACAGUCGGGCCCGGAGGCCAUGAGUUCAAAACCAAGAUCGCAGCCGUAUUACCUCGAACCGAUAUUCGGGUUUACUUCCCUUCCGAGUUCGGUGUUGACCACUAUGUGCACGAUUUUGCUCAUCUGGAGUGGUACGAGAAGAAGAAACACCUAGCGAAUUCCCAGCCCGUCGUGACACACAUGAAGAUCUGUCGAAUAUUCUGUGGCUUAUUCCUAGAAGAUAGCAUUGGCCCGUGGUUUGGCCUUGACACCAAGAAUGGGAAAUACACGAGCGUGGGAUCUCCGCGCUCACCGAUUUCUUUCACAUCGCUCCAGGACGUUGGUAAAGUGGUUGCUUCGCUGGCUACAUUCCCAGAAGAGAAACUUCCUGAGAUUGUUCAUCUGGCCGGGGAUACUCGCUCAAUCUCCGAGAUUGCAUCAAUCAUGCAGGCUGCCGGAGCGGGGCCGAUUGAAGUGGCGGAGAUACCUUAUGGGGCAUACAAGGCGAAAACAACGGCUGAAUCCUCGUGGGAUCCAGCUGCUUAUUUGCGUUUCUUGAUGGGAGAUGGGAGUAUCAAUCAUUCCGCUGCUGGCCUUGGGAAUGAUAAUGACUUAGUUAAUCCGGGGCAGCGGCUAUGGAGAUGGAAGACGUUGGAGGACUUGGCGAGAGAGACCAAGGGCCGACCUUGGAAAGAUACUGUUUGGCCUCCUAAAUAG